AUGACAGGGCGAUCGAGUAUCUCUCAACCACCAGCCACGGACUCAACACCUCUGCUCUCCUCUCAUGCAGCAUCACAGCGGUUUUCAGUCUUCACAAAUGGACAGAAACGCCUCAUCAUUCUUGCAGCUGCUCUAGCCUCGAGCUUCUCACCUUUCUCGGCCAACAUCUACUAUCCCUCUCUCAAUUCCAUCGCGGCAGAUCUACAUGUCACGAGUUCUCAGAUCAACCUGACAAUUACUACCUACAUGAUAUGUCAAGGCCUCGCUCCCUCCUUCAUGAGUUCCUUCGCGGACCAAGCCGGCCGACGCCCAGCAUACAUCGUCUGCUUUGUCAUCUACAUCAUCGGCAACAUUGCCCUCGCGCUCCAACACAACUAUAUCGCUCUUCUAGCCCUCCGCGCCGUACAGAGCUGUGGAAGCAGCGGCACUGUCGCACUCGCCUCUGCCGUGGCAGCGGACGUCAUCACAUCUGCCGAGCGAGGCAUGUACAUGGGGAUCACCUCGCUUGGCAAUAUCCUCGCUCCAUCCCUAGGCCCAAUUCUAGGCGGUUUCCUGAGUCAGUACCUAGGCUGGCAGGCUAUAUUCUGGCUUCUUGCCUUCGCCGCAGUAACCUUCUUCAUACCACUAGUCAUCUUCUUUCCGGAGACUUGUCGCACGAUUGUCGGAGACGGGUCAAUCCCAGCUACAGGAUGGAAUCAGUCAGUCUGGAACCGGUGGCACAAACAACAGACCAUUGCUACUUCCAACUCUGACCCCGAAGGCACCCGAGACACCUGCCGCGACUCCCAUCCACGGCUUCAAAAAACAAACAUCGCCAUCCCAAAUCCCCUGUCCACCAUCAGCCUCCUCUUCCAACUCCCCACAGGCCCCCUCGUCCUUGCCAACGGCAUAGUCUUCGCAAGCUACUACUCCGUCACAGCCGGCAUUCCCUCCCAAUUCAAAGCAACCUACGGACUAAGCGACUUAGGCAUCGGCCUCAGCUUCAUUCCAGCAGGCCUAGGUUCCCUCCUCAGCGCAACCUUGAACGGCCUAAUCGUUGACUGGAACUACAUCCGCCUCCGUCGCAAAACAGGCGACAUCAUCUCUAAAGACCAGAAGCAAGACCAUGGUGCAUUUCCCAUCGAGAGGACACGGUUGCAGAUCGGGCUUCCUAUGACGGUACGUUGCGUUGCACCUUCUGACCUCCUAUACUUCACCAGGGUUGUAGUCGCAGCAGCACUUUCAGUUGCCUGGUACGGCGCACUGAUAGAAAGCAAACCCCCACUGAACAUUGCGCUGGCCCUUGUGCUCCUCAUCUCAUUCUGCAUCACGGCUGCAUACAACGUGAUGAACGUCCUCAUCGUGGAUCUGUACUACACCACGCCGGCGACCGCCAUGGCGGCCAAUAACCUCGUGCGAUGCUUCCUGGGCGCAGCCGCCACGGCCGUCAUCCACCCGAUGAUACUAAAAUGGGGUAAUCGGACUACGUACUUGGCUGUGGCGGGAGCGAUGUUGAGUGUGAGUCCGUUGCUGGGGAUGGUCUAUUGGAAAGGACUGGUAUGGAGACGCAGGAGGAUUGCAGGAAUUGCAAUUGCUGGAUGA
Molecule: messenger RNA, 1581 nt
Organism: Aspergillus fumigatus Af293
Lineage: Eukaryota; Fungi; Ascomycota; Eurotiomycetes; Eurotiales; Aspergillaceae
Source: RefSeq, a predicted model, not a curated record